Molecule: messenger RNA, 1256 nt
Organism: Oncorhynchus tshawytscha (Chinook salmon)
Lineage: Eukaryota; Metazoa; Chordata; Actinopteri; Salmoniformes; Salmonidae
Product: prolyl hydroxylase EGLN3
Exons: 5
Coding region: 145-1005 (286 amino acids)
Biological process (GO): peptidyl-proline hydroxylation to 4-hydroxy-L-proline; cellular response to hypoxia
Cellular component (GO): nucleus; cytoplasm
Molecular function (GO): peptidyl-proline 4-dioxygenase activity; L-ascorbic acid binding; ferrous iron binding
Source: RefSeq, a predicted model, not a curated record
GCCUUACCACUCAAACGAGCCCACUAUCAAUUGAGUAUACUGACGCGACAAGUAGGCCUUUCAAACGGCUCAGUCGGAAGAUAUUGGACUACUUUAGGAGAAAAACAAUUAGCGGGGACUUGUCUUCAAAGAAAAGCCCUCAAAAUGAACAAUAUUGCACUGGAGGGGGAUGACCACAGUUUGGAAGUGUCCUCAAAGGGUAAAAUCACUGUUAAUAAUGAUGAAGACAAGUCGAGGGAGGGGGUCUUGCCGAGUGGCCUCAGAAAACCCCGCAGUUACAGGCCAAAAUCUAAAGAUCAUAAAAGGCUUAACCCUCACAAAUUAGUUUUGCAAUAUAUUGUGCCAUGUAUGAAUUCAUAUGGUCUGUGCAUUCUGGACAAUUUUCUCGGAAACAAAAUUGGAGAGCGCGUUCUACAAGAAGUCCGACACAUUCACCAAGGUGGAAAGAUGCAAGAAGGGGAACUUGCAGGUGGAAACUUUGGCAAAAAUAAAUCCAUUCGAGGUGAUAAAAUUGCGUGGGUGGAAGGGACUGAAACAGGUUGUGAAAACCUUGGCGUUCUAUUGACAAGGAUGGAUAAACUCAUCACCUAUGCCGACGGUAAACUGGGAAGCUACAAAAUUAAAGGGAGGCAUAAGGCGAUGGUGGCGUGUUAUCCAGGAAAAGGAACAGGAUAUGUGAAACAUGUGGACAAUCCCAAUGCUGACGGUCGCUGCAUCACCUGUAUCUACUACCUCAACAAAAACUGGAACCCCCAGGAGCAUGGAGGAAUUCUUCGCAUUUUUCCCGAAGGCAAAUCCUACGUUGCAGAUGUUGAGCCCCUGUUUGACAGACUGCUGUUCUUUUGGUCAGAUAGAAGGAAUCCGCAUGAGGUGCAGCCUUCAUAUGCAACAAGAUAUGCUAUAACCGUGUGGUAUUUCGAUUCAGAAGAAAGGGCGGAGGCAAAGAGACGGUUUAGAGACUUAACAGCCUCCACCCAAGACCCGGACGGAAGCAGUACUCCCUGAACUUUGACCUUAUAAGAGACUCCAUCCUGUGUGACACAAUACAACACUGGAUCCCGAAUAAUUUGUGCUGACAGAGUUGUCAUGCUUUGGUCUAAUCACUGUUUGGACUGUGCUGUGGUACCUCUUCUAAACGCUACAAAGAUGUUGAAAGCUACAAAGAUGUGUGGUUGUGGUAGAUGAUAAAUGAUAAGAAGAGACGUUAAUGGCUUUGUGCAUAUAUUUAGAAAUAAAAUUAUUUUCUGCUCUUUCAA